UGACUCUAGCAGAAGGAUAGUGCUUGUCAAGUGGGCAGGUAACAGUUAACUCCGCCACAAGUGGGCAAAAUAUGUCGAACUAAACCGAGUUAGGGAAAAAGCAAGCUGGAUCUCCCGAGCGCGCACAGGCUGCGUUAAACCGGGAUUGUUCCUUGGCAGCGGGAGGAGAAAUGAUAAAAUAUAGAGGAGCCGCGCGUAUAAAAUCAAACAGGAUUUCUCUGAGGGGUUGAUCGUCGGAGGGGAGGAUUGUACCAAAGUUCGACUUGAGGAGCAGCUUAUUCAUGCAAAUACAUAAAAUCAUAGGCGUGCCUUUGGGCGAUGGAGUCACAGCCGGAAAAACAAACCCCCUCCUGGAUCAUCAGCGACCUUCAAAGACUGUGAUGCGCAGCGCUCGGACGCAUUGACAGCGGCACCGGGGCAAAUGUUUUAAAAGCUGAAGAGAAAGAGAAGAGAAAGUUCGUUCUCGCUUUUUCCUACACGCUUCUGUUGACUGGCCGCACUUCUUCCUCAACGCAACUACCAGCUCCACUGCUGCGCCACUGGAUCUUCAACCACAGGCUUAUUCCGCAAACUGUAACGCACUGCCGCAAUUAUCACUAUUUGCCUUGGUUAUUUAAUAGUUUUUAUUUGAUGUUUUAUAUGUCUACAGUCAAUUUCAAAUACUGAGAAUCCUGAUGCGGAUGAAGUUACAGUCGCCCUACUUUGCUGAAUUUGUGCGUAAAGACGCCACAACUGAUUUGUUCCUUUUUUGAGAAAAAAAAAAAAAACAACAACUAUUUAAUUUUUUAAAAUUCUAUUUAAAUCGCUGUGGACUUUUUUCGCGCCACCAUGUCAGAGGACGACAGUAGUUCCACCACCAGCUAUGUGUCUGACACAGAAGGCAGCAACGUUAGCGUCCUCAGCUGGGAGCAAGUGCAGCGGCUGGACGCCAUCCUGACGGAGACCAUCCCGAUCCACGGCCGCGGAAACUUCCCCACUCUGGAGAUGCAGCCGCGGCAGAUCGUCAAAGUGGUGCGCAGUCGGAUGGAGGAGAAACAGAUCCACGUCCGGGACGUUCGGUUAAACGGCUCCGCAGCCAGCCACAUUCUGCACGAGGACAGCGGACUGGGCUACAAGGACCUCGACCUCAUAUUUUGCGCAGACAUGAAAGGUGAAAGUGAUUUCCAGACUGUGAAGGACAUAGUUUUGGACUGUCUCCUGGAUUUUUUACCCGACUGUGUGAAUAAAGAGAAAAUAACCCCGUUAACGUUAAAGGAAGCCUAUGUGCAGAAGAUGGUGAAGGUGUGUAAUGACUCAGACCGCUGGAGUCUCAUCUCCCUCUCCAACAACCGGGGGAAGAACGUGGAGCUGAAGUUUGUGGACUCUCUCCGGCGACAGUUUGAGUUCAGCGUGGACUCCUUUCAGAUCAAGCUGGACUCCCUGCUGCUGUUCUAUGAGUGCUCAGAGAACCCCAUGGCCGAGACCUUCCACCCCACCAUCAUGGGAGAGAGCGUGUACGGGGACUUCGGCGAGGCCCUGGACCACCUACGUCACAAGAUCAUCUGCACCCGGAACCCAGAGGAGAUCCGAGGCGGGGGUCUGCUCAAGUACUGUCACCUGCUGGUGAGGGGUUUCCGGGCUGCCUCAGAGUCUGAGAUGAAGUCCCUGCAGCGCUACAUGUGCUCCCGGUUCUUCAUUGACUUCCCUGACAUCGGUGAGCAGCAGCGCAAGCUGGAGUCAUACCUUCAAAACCACUUUGUGGGCCUGGAGGACCGCAAGUAUGACUACCUGAUGACCCUCCAUGGAGUGGUCAACGAGAGUACGGUGUGUCUGAUGGGACAUGAGAGGCGGCAGACCUUAGGGCUGAUAGCUAUGCUUGCAGUGCGAGUGCUUGCCGAGCAGAACGUCAUUCCCAACGUGGCUAAUGUUACGUGUUACUACCAACCCGCUCCUUAUGUGGCAGAUGGCAACUUCAGUAACUACUACAUAGCACAGGUACAGCCGGUGUUUGCUUGCCAGCAGCCUGCGUACUCCACCUGGCUUCCCUGUAACUGAGACAGCCCUGAGGAAACGAGGGAGGGAGAGAGGGUGAUUUGUUUAAACAGGAUCAAGCAGCAUAGUCGCUGCCUCAAACCUGCCCAGUGUUUGACAGCUGACAGAAAAAGGAGUCUUCUUUUUAAUGUUUUGCAUCAAAGCUUGUGUUUUUGUUCAUACGUUGAGUAUGAAUGCUAAAUAAAGAACGGCUGGCUUUCAAUUCAAGUACGUAUUUCAAAUGUGAAUGUCUCACAUUUUUCGAAAACACCGACGUCACCUGAUCCUGCCCAGGCCAACUAGGUUUGGAAAAAAGACUUAAUUUGGGUAGCUUGGAAGUAAUGGCUAUAAUGCAGAUACGUGAGAGCCUUUAAUGCAAACAGCAGAACUGUCAUCGAGACUGUGCAAGACUGAUUGAAUCUGUCAAGAACUGAUUAGCCAGCAUGUUCCAACAGCACCAAACGGCUGCAUCAGUGUCCUGAAGUUGACAGCUGCUCCAGCCCAGUUUUCAGGGGUGUGUUUCUCAGUGCCCACACACACUCUCUCUCUCUCACACACACACACACACUGGGUGAAAUCAUCUCUGGGUGUGUGCAGGGGCUCCAAAACGAGCACCCUAGACUCAUCUUUACAUCAGAUGAACUGAGGUGAGAUGCUGUUAAAUUAGUUUGGAUAACAAACCAGUAUCUCUGCCUUGCAUUUGGAUUUAAUUAUGGUUGUUUACAGACCAAAGAUUUUUUUUUGAUUGUUUCUAACAUUAAAACCCAAUUUUGAUGGGGAAAAAAAUAAACAAAACAUGAAGCUAUGUCUCUUUGUAUAUGUGAACCUAUGUGUGUUUAUAAGUGCCUAUUGCCUCUCAGCAGGCAGGGAAAACAAUGAGCAGGCCAUAUGAUUUUUUUUGUGAAUUAGCCCCACUCUGUUUAUAGUCAGGCACACAAGACAAUAGCACCCCAGAGGCUUGUGAAUGUAUAUAUGAAAUUGUGCGCAGUCAGUGUUUGUGUAUGUUUGGAUGCAAAAUAGCACCACGCGUCAGUGCAUUUUUUGCAGUAAAGUAGCAGUCAAACGUGCAAUCGACGGGUUGUUGCAAGAUUUUUUCGCGUGGAUAUUUUUGGAAACUCCAGAUUAUAUCUUCUCUGAGUGAUGCUAAAUUGUCCCAAAUGACAACAGGUAAAUUAAUGCUGUUCUGACAGAGGUUUACAAGCAUUUUCAGAUCAUCAGCAACAAAGAAAACUUUUACUCACAUACAAUAUUUCCUGUAUAUUUUGUACAGUGGUGCUUCUCUUUUUCUCACAUGAGAAAAAAUUCACAAGAUGAUAGAUAGAGACAGAGAGAGAGGAAAGCCUGCAUUCAGAGAGAGUCAAACAGAGAGCUGGUGUGUGUGUUCCUAUGCUUCCUCCUACAGUUGAAGGAUAUUUGCUGAGACACCUCAGAUGAUGAGACACUAUUUGCUGUAGCACCCUGGCAGGGAAUUCCUCAGCUGCUGCUGAAGAGCUUGAACUUAGCUGGGGUUGGGUCUGCAGAUGCUCUGUUCAGGGUUUCAGAAAAUGUUGUGCCAAACAUUUUGGUGACCCCCCUGAUAGCCCUUAAGUUUAAUGAGCCAUUUGUUGAUGUAGACAGAGAUGCAGUGUUUUAGAGGACAAGGAGAGAGAGACAGGAGAGUGAAAAAAAAGGAGAGAAAAAGGGGGAAUGUAGCGGUUAAAAGGCAGGAGGGAGAGUGAGUCAGUCUGGAGAGAUGGGUGCAGCUGGUGAUGGGGUUUAUCUCUCUAGGGCUACCAUGCUUUACUGUACAAACUGUCUCUGUUAAGGUCAGAAUACAACUUAAUGGACAGUGCUGCAGCUUGUCCCUUCUUUCAGGGGGACCAAAACAUUCUGUUAUCAGCAUUUGCUCUGUGUUUUAAUCAUCUGAUUGUUGUUUCAAAAGAGUGAAAACUUAAUAAAACUGCAUGAACUCACAUCAGCUUCAAGCAACUUUAAGUUGCAACUUAUUUUUCAUUUGUAAGGUUGCUUUAAUGAUGCCUACUAAUGGCUUUUAUGCUUCAAUCCACACUCAUUUUAAAGAACUGUAUAUAUAUGAUUACACGCCUCAGCUUUGCCAACACACUUAAUCUUUGCAAACUAGACUGCAGCCUUUCCUAAGGGCAGAAAUGGUCAUUUUAAGCAUAGAGAAGUAGGUUAGGGCCUACAACCAGCAUCAACACAAUUCUGCGAAAUUCUCUCGCUGAGAAAGCAUUUCUUUCUCGUCCUCUGUCUCGCAGAAUUCCGGAAAUCCAUAUCUGCUCUGUUCCGUUGUUUCUUCUUCUCAAUGACUGUCCACGUUGACGGUAUCCUUUGGAUUGUGCAGGCAACGUAUUGUCAUUUGAUACUCAGUGAAGUCCUAACAGCCGACUAGCUAGCUAGCUCCAGUCUGCCUGUCAGUUAGUGAUUGUGCCUAUCAGUUAGAGAUUGUGGGUUACUGCUUUGUCUUGUAUGAGUUGUCUCAAAUAUCUGUUUCUGUUCAUGCAGUCUUUUACAAAUCACACUUUGAAAAAGAAAGAAAAAGAUCUUUGUCUUGUAUGUAUAUUUUUUAUGAUUGUUAUUUUUAUAAAUGUAUUAGACACUGCAGAUGUUGCAGUGCUUUUGAAUCUGUGAUUGGGCUUCAAAGGAUAUGUUCUCAAUAGCUUUUUUGCUAUAUCAUGUUAUGUGUCCAAUGGGUCUAAAGGUUAAAGAUGUUUUCAUCAAUAAAAUAUCUGAAAACCAGA
Molecule: messenger RNA, 4748 nt
Organism: Lates calcarifer (barramundi perch)
Lineage: Eukaryota; Metazoa; Chordata; Actinopteri; Centropomidae
Gene: tent5aa
Product: terminal nucleotidyltransferase 5Aa
Exons: 2
Coding region: 829-2034 (401 amino acids)
Biological process (GO): mRNA stabilization
Molecular function (GO): RNA binding; poly(A) RNA polymerase activity
Source: RefSeq, a predicted model, not a curated record